Ilex paraguariensis (yerba mate) is the source of this 269-nucleotide messenger RNA. The record is from the annotation of a GenBank genome assembly. Lineage: Eukaryota; Viridiplantae; Streptophyta; Magnoliopsida; Aquifoliales; Aquifoliaceae.
GUGAUAAGUACUCAACUGACUGGGACAAGGCCUGGUCAAGCUUCCGUAAACAAGGUAAAAAGACUCUAUUCUCACAGUUCUCUCCAGACAAGUAUGUGAGCCGGAAUCCUAGGCGUUCCAAUUACCCACUGUCGGAGGAGGUUGAUCCCAUUAAGAGAACAGAGAGGUCAACCCUCAUGUUAUGGACCAGUCCGAGGUUCACUUUAUUUGGGGCUAUUAUUAUAGUUACGUUUCUUUUGGUCUAUACCAUUCUUGCUCCAAUCAAGUGA